Nicotiana attenuata is the source of this 792-nucleotide messenger RNA. RefSeq names its product NADP-dependent 7-alpha-hydroxysteroid dehydrogenase-like. NCBI's taxonomy places the organism in Eukaryota, Viridiplantae, Streptophyta, Magnoliopsida, Solanales, Solanaceae. The transcript is spliced from 2 exons. The record is from RefSeq and is a predicted model, not a curated record. Gene Ontology annotation, molecular function: oxidoreductase activity. The coding region runs from base 134 to 538 and encodes 134 amino acids.
ACGUCUAAUUUGUUAGUUGUAUCUUAUAGGCAGCGUGCACUCUCCACUGGAUUUGUCAGAGGAGGAAUGGGAUAACAUCUAUAGAACGAACCUAAAAGGGGCAUGGUUGGUGUCCAAAUAUGUUUGUAUACGGAUGCGAGAUGCUAAUCAAGGAGGAUCUGUUAUUAAUAUCUCUUCUAUUGCUGGUCUUAAUCGUGGGCAAUUACCAGGAGGUCUUGCUUAUGCUUCUUCAAAGACUGCUCUUAACACUGUGAUGAAGAUGAUGGCAAUUGAAUUGGGACCAUACAAGAUCAGAGUGAACUCAAUAUCACCAGGACUUUUCAGAUCUGAGAUAACAGAGGGCCUCAUGCAAAAAGACUGGCUCCACAAUAUUGCAUUGAGAACCAUUCCCUUGAGAACACAUGGAACAUCAGAUCCGGCUUUGACUUCAGUGGUGCGUUAUUUAAUCCACGAUUCUUCAGAAUAUGUUUCAGGAAACAUUUUCAUAGUAGAAGCUGGAGCUACUUUACCAGGUGUCCCAAUUUUCUCAUCCCUUUAGUUAUAGAGAAAAUUGAAUUUGUUCUGUUGUACGUAAAAGUAUUAUCAUACAGGAUCUGAAGGUAAAAAGAUAGAGUAUUAAGAUGUUAAGGAAAAAUUGAUCUGCUUCCAUCAAUUUUAUGUAUUAUUCAAUUUGUAAAAUGAACUGUAGCUUGAGAUCUUGUUACAGUUUGAAGAUAUUCUUGCCUAAAGAAAUUUUAUGCUCUGGUUUGAGACGUUUAAAGUAAACAAUUAAUGCCAGUCUUCUCUUUUUCA